AGCAAGGGCGGGGAGGUGAGCACAUCCCUGGCAGCCAGUGUGCCAACGCAGGCUCUAGUGCUACCUCGUUGGCAGAGGCAGUGGUUAAUUCCCUUAAGCGAUUCCCCACCUGGCCUCCUGGUGCCUUUCCCCGGGGCUGCCCGGAGGCCAGAGCCGGGCAGCUGUUGCACCGAGAGGGGGCAGCUGCGGAGUUCUGUAACCAUAGCAACCGCAUCAGCACCACCGCGGCAGCAGCGGCGAGGGCAGCAUCCUCUCGCUCCGCCUCCAAGCAGCCGCGCCGUGGGGACCUGAGACUUGGCUCGCAGGUGCUGCGCGACCUCCUCCUUGGUCCGCCCACCGCUGCUGCAAAGUGUUGGCUACUGGAGGAGAAAGGAGCAGUGUGAGGGACCCAGAGCCGGAGCUGGGCCCUGGGAGGUGAGAAAGGAGAGACCUGCAGUGGGAGACAGGUAAUGAACCAAAAGGAUCAUGUGUGAAGUACAAGGAACGGUUGAGUUUUCGGUCGAGCUGCAUAAAUUUUAUAAUGUGGAUCUCUUUCAGAGAGGGUAUUACCAGAUCCGAAUGACCUUGAAAGUGUCCUCCAGGAUCCCACACAGAGUGAGUGCUUCCAUCGUUGGGCAGACAGAAAGCAGCAGCCUGCUUUCAGCCUGUGUCUGUGACAGCACCGUGCAUAGCCGGGUCUUCCAGAUCUUAUACAGGAAUGAAGAAGUACCCAUCAAUGAUGCUGUGAUCUUCCGAGCUCAUUUGCUCUUAGAUGGUGAAAGGGUGGAAGACGCCCUGAGCGAAGUCGAUUUCCAACUCAAGGUGGACCUGCACAGUACAGACAGCGAGCAGCAGCUGAGGGAUGUGGCCGGGGCGCCAAUGAUCAGCAGCCGCACAUUGGGCCUCCACUUCCACCCCCGGAGGGGUCUACACCACCAGGUCCCUGUCAUGUUCGACUACUUCCAUCUGUCAGUGAUCUCGGUGACCAUCCACGCUGCCCUGGUGGCUCUGCAGCAACCCCUGAUCAGUUUUACUCGCCCAGGAAGAGGAUCGUGGCUUGGUAAAGGAGGCCCAGAGGCGGGACAAGAACAGUCCAUUAUCUCCCUGGAAAACUUGGUCUUUGGAGCUGGAUACUGCAAGCCCACUUCCUCAGAGGGAAGCUUCUAUGUCCCCUCGGAGAACUGCAUGCAGCAUGCACACAAAUGGCACCGCGACCUGUGUCUCCUGCUCCUCCAAGCCUACCGGGGACUUCGCCUCUACUUCCUGGUCAUCAUGAAGGACAUCCCAGAGCUGCCCCACAUGGAUCUGGAGGCACUUGCAGUUGAAGAAACGCUCUCUCAGCUGUGCUCAGAACUGCAGAUGCUGAACAAUCCGGAGAAGAUAGCUGAGCAGAUCAGCAAGGACCUUGCCUGGCUGGCCUCCCAUCUCAUGGCUCUCUGGACCCAGUUUCUGGACACGGUGACACAGCACUCCCAAGUGACCACUUAUCUGACCCAGGAACACCACACCUUGAGAGUCCGAAGGUUUUCUGAGGCCUUCUUUUACAUGGAGCACCAAAAACUCGCAGUCUUGACCUUUCAAGAGAAUCUGAUGCAGACCCACAGCCAGCUGUCCCUGGAUGUGCGGAAUUCCGAGUACCUCACCAGCAUGCCCCCACUGCCUGCAGAGUGCCUGGACAUUGAUGGUAAUUGCAACACCCUGCCAGUCAUCUUUGAGGACAGAUACGUGGACUGCCCAAUGAAAGGACAUAGUUUGAGUGUUUAUCCUAAUUUUGACAUUCCGGCAACAAUCCCUACAAUAAUGGACCUAAAAGAGAAAGAAGAAAACCAUAUUGUAAAUGCAAAAUCAUCUUUUAAGGAAGGCCUUGUCUUGUCUACGAUGAAACCAAUCCAAAUGGGCUCUGAGGAAGAAGUUAGUAGGUGUCCAGAGCCAGGAGAGAAUGUGACCACACAAAACCAGGUGGACAUGUGCUUCGAAUCUGAGGUGUAUCUGACAAUUGGUGAAUUCCAGAAUAAAGCAGGAGUGCCUGAAGAUGAAUGUUGGACUGGUCAGGGGUCUGAUGUUGGAACAUACCCAUCCGCAGAGGGGGACACACCUAGGAACCUGGGCCCAGAGGAUGGGCAGGCCCCGGGACUGACCUACAUUGAUGUGAAAUGCAGCAAUAAGAACCCACACAGAGCUGAACCCAUGGAACUCCUCAGUGUUCAUUAUGAGAGAAGAAGCUCCAGAGACAAGAACAGUUUUGAGAGGAUCGUGCCAAGCAAAAUGGCAGCAGGUGGAAAUCACCAAGAUGCUAUCUCUCCAGACAAAACAGCCCUCCCUGAGCUGCAUACUCUAGGAAAGGGAGCAGACCGGGAGGAAAAACUAGGGCUGCUGAACCUGAAGCUCACACCUCCUGAGCACUGUGACGCCCCUAGCUCCACUCUGAGAGCACCCUUGGAUGUCAGGUCUUCCCUGCAGGACCCUCAUACAGAAGAGCAGGAGGAGCUGUCAGUGCUUUCUGGGGUUAUCAAGAGAUCUUCCUCCAUCAUAUCUGACUCGGGCAUUGAGAGCGAACCAAGUUCGGUGGCCUGGUCAGAAGCUCGAAGCAGGGCCCUGGAGUUACCCAGUGACCGGGAAGUCUUGCACCAGCUGGCUCGGAGGUAUGCCCUGCACAGGAACUCCUUAGAGGGCGGCCACACAGAGAGUAACACAAGCCUGCCCAGUGGCAUCCAGGCUUCUCUUACCUCCAUCAGCUCCUUGCCUUUUGAGGAGGAGGAGCGAGAGUUAGCACUCACCAAGCUAACCAAGUCUGCAUCUGCACCUCAGAUUAGCAGCCCAGAAGAUCCUGCUGAGGGUGCAGAUGUCACGAAGAAACAGCGAGGCUCUGCUGAAGCUUCAGAUAUGCACAGCAUGAGCCAAAUUUCCCCUGAACACAGUUCUCAACCUUCUGGUGGCUCCAAAACCAAGGAUGAUGAGGAAGGCCAUUCACUGGUGGAAGUAGAUUUAGAUGCUGAGAAACAGCAGGGGCCUGGUUACAUGGACAUCCCCAAAGGCAAAGAGACUCAGUCUUAUGCUGAUGGAGGCUGUUCUCUGGAUGGCAGACCUGAGAGCACUCCAAGUGUUGAAACCAAAGGUAUUGACUUAAAAAUACCGCACACCAUAGUACUUGAAAAUACAAGGACCAGGUUUUUCCAAAGAGGACUAAUGGAAACCCCAAAGGGCAGACCUAAAGACUUGAAUGUGGGCAAACACAAUCUGUCCAACAGCAGCAUCUCAGAGGUUGGGGAGAUGUCUCACCAUAAGGUGCCUGAAUUCAGCUGUCCAUCAGCGGCCAAUGCCAUCCACCCAAAUUCUGCAGGCCAGCAAUGCAGUUCACCUUGCUUCAUUGAUGACACAAUGUUGAACAGAGAACCUGAUGCCUCUCUGGAGACUGAACAUGAAGCUGGUACUGUGUGCCCCACUGUGACUCACUCCACUCCCUCUCCUGUUUUGAGAAACCAGGAGCCAAAGGGAGGAACUUCCAUCUUGGGGUCCCACCUGACCCCUACAGAGACCUUUACUCUGGACAGCCUGAAGGCUGUGGAGGUUGUCAACUUAUCCCUGUCUUGCACUGCCACAUGUCUCCCUUUCUCCUCUGUGCCCAAGGAGACCCCUGCCAGGGCUGGAUUCUCUUCCAAACAGACACCAGUUCCUAUCACCCAUCAACCUUUGGGUUCCUUUGGAGUCAUUUCUACCCAUUCUAGCAAAUUGGAGGAUGAAGUCAGUGAAAGGAUGUUCAGUUUUUAUCAGGCCAAAGAAAAAUUUAAAAAAGAACUGAAGAUUGAAGGAUUUCUGUACAGCGACUUGUCUGUGCUGGCUUCUGAUACUCCGUAUUUCCCACCAGAGGAGGAGGAAGAGAACUUGGAAGAUGGGAUUCACCUGGUAGUUUGUGUUCAUGGCUUGGACGGAAAUAGUGCGGACCUCCGGCUGGUAAAGACUUUCAUAGAACUGGGGCUCCCUGGAGGGAAGCUGGAUUUCCUAAUGUCUGAGAAGAAUCAGAUGGACACAUUUGCAGAUUUUGAUACCAUGACGGAUCGGUUAUUAGAUGAAAUCAUUCAACACAUUCAAUUGUACAACCUCUCCAUAUCCCGAAUUAGUUUCAUCGGCCAUUCUCUGGGCAACAUCAUCAUCCGGUCAGUCCUCACACGGCCCCGCUUCCGGUAUUACCUCAACAAGCUGCACACGUUCCUGUCACUGUCUGGGCCUCACCUGGGCACCCUGUACAACAACAGCACGCUCGUCAGUACAGGCUUGUGGCUCAUGCAGAAAUUGAAGAAAUCUGGGUCUCUUCUGCAGCUGACUUUCAGGGAUAAUGCUGAUUUGCGCAAAUGUUUCCUCUACCAACUAAGCCAAAAAACAGGGCUGCAGUAUUUUAAGAAUGUCGUGCUGGUUGCUUCCCCCCAAGACCGCUAUGUGCCAUUUCACUCAGCCAGGAUCGAAAUGUGCAAAACUGCUCUCAAAGACAGGCACACAGGACCGGUUUAUGCAGAAAUGAUCAACAACCUUCUGGGUCCCCUGGUGGCUGCCAAGGACUGCACUUUAAUCCGACACAACGUGUUUCAUGCCCUGCCCAACACUGCCAACACCCUGAUUGGCCGUGCUGCUCACAUCGCUGUACUUGACUCAGAGCUGUUCCUGGAGAAGUUUUUCUUGGUGGCUGGACUCAACUACUUCAAAUAGUGGCUCUCAGGGGGCAGGCAUAGGGUAACUUGCCAGAAAGGUUUAUGGGCAGUUGAAUUCUUUAGUGGAGACAGGUUUUUAUACACCUCUGGCUUUCAAGGUGGAGCUGAUGGAGGAUGUGUGGGAGGGAUGGAGGCUGGGGUGAAACUGGACCACAGCCCCUCUCUUUCAGAGAUUUUAAAAAGCUGAACAAAUAGUGUAAAAGAUAAAAAAAAAACUUGGCUUGAAUGUGUCUGGCUGCCUGAGGUCUCAUUCAGGAUAUUUUCUAGAAAAAGUUUGGGAAAAUAAAGAAUAUGCGGAGUUGAUGAGCCCACCUUUUUAAUCACCAUGGGUCACAGAGUUUGCAUCAACUUAGCUAGAUUUGUCCUCUACCUUCCUAGCUUAUAGCUUUAUCAUUUUUUAAUUGAAUUAAGUGCACACAAGCAUUUCAGAACUCAGGUUAUCCUCUGUGCAGAAGCGGAACACAUUUGUGUAAGUAGAGUCCGGAUUAGAUUCAAAUGUGCCAUGUGUUGAAAAAAUCCAAGACCAUUUUCUCAUCUUCUCUUUAUGUUUUCUCAACAAGUACAAAGAAUGAGUGCUAGAUCCCUAUUUGAUUUCAUAAUGGCAGUGGGUGGGUGACUUACAGGAAGGAAGGAAAAGGGCACGGCUGUUAAUAAGUACAAGGUUGUUACAGAGAACUUUACGUUGGACUAGUUGUGCCAAUUAUCUCCUCAAACUUUUUCUAUGCAUAGCCUGGCCCACAAUUUAUUUUUUUGUGAUUGCUUUACUCUCUGUCCAUACUAGGGAAAACUGAGUGAGACUACACCUUGCAGAAGAGGGCACUGAGAUUAUGCGUGCGUGGGUGAAACUCCCCACCGCUGAUACACUUCCAAAGAAAUGCUGUGUUAGCAUUGGACACAAUUGCAAAAACAUUGAACCAUUAAUGUGGCCAGCUGCUUCUCCUUCCCCUGCAAGGAGCGAGACAUCUGAAUGGAGGAGCACUGGAUACAGAUCUCAGGGGAGCUCUCAGAAGGGUGCUGGCUAUCUUCCAAUGGAGAUGUUUAAUUGCCUUAGGAAAACAAAGGGCUAGGAAUGAUCACCAAUGAUAAAAAUGGAUAGAAAACAGAGACAAAAGUGAGAUCAGAUUGAAGAACAAAAGCCAGACUGCACUCAAGUUAAACUACUGUUGGUAAGUGACUUACGGGGAUGUGAUGGCUUUGUGGGCCUAUGCAUCAGAAGCCAUGCGGAAGGGAGAAACUGUACAAAUGGACCAGGAUAUUUGCUAGGAUCCCAAAGACUGAAUACUCUGUGCAGGCUAAAGGCAGGCUUAUGAGUCAUUUAGUUGCUGGUAAGGAAUCCAUGAACUAGGACUGUUGAGAUGAAUAACACAGGACAGGAUCUUUGGAAGCUCCUGCAUCUUCCAAAGAUCCCUCCUGCAGUGUAGGAACUUAUCUGACCAAGCACCCCGGCUAGGCCACUAAUGGUGUGCUAAUGAAGCCAAGUGAAUCUCAGGCCAUCUGAGAGUCUUAGAUUCUUGCACAUUAAAUACAGACCACAAGAAACUAGUCUAGAGAGGCAACUUUGUGGGAGAGUAGACUUGUGGGCUUCAUCCAAAGAAGUGGUGUUGGCAAGGUGCCGAGGGUUUUGUAAAGGCAGACUUCCAUGUUCUGGACUUGGGGUUCCUCUGCGGGUUUUUUCUGAAUGUCCCUGAUAGCAUGGUCCCAUCACAUGGUUUUGCUUAAUCUUCUGGUCACUUCUCUACUGAGUAUUUUUCCUGAGCUUGAGAUGGUGUUGGCUGGAAUAGACUCUGGCCCCUCAUAAGCAGCAAUGCAUUUAUGCUGUAGCCAGCAGAUACUAGCUUCCCGGUUGGGAAGUUCAUGGUGGGGCAUUCUCUGGCCUAGACACACAUGCUCUUGCCCAGAUGGGGCCAUAGUUUCCUUGUAACUUCUCCUCUCCAGCUCUAACUGGAGCCCACAGGAAGGGCUCAUUCCAUGUUGUGUUUCCAGUUCCCAUCAGCCACACGCGUCAUUUCUGGGUCACUUCUAAGACCGUGUAGCCAGCGGUUAUGGAGUCUGGAUGAAUCUGAUGAUCAUCUUCUUUUCCAAUAACCAGAUACCAUUUUUACCUUCAAUAUGCUGCCUGGACACAGUGAGAACUAAUGGCAAUAAAUGUCCAGCUGCAUGCUGCACCUCUCUUUAUAGGGGUGUCCUGCUGUCUUUGUAAACCCUUUCUGGACUCUGAGCAUCUAUUAUAAUCAUGUAGAAAGUACAUCUCUAGAUUGUAAAUAAGUGUCCCAUGUUGCGUGUCAUGCCUCAUUUGAAAAGGCCUUUUUAU
Messenger RNA from Fukomys damarensis (Damara mole-rat), 6993 nucleotides. RefSeq names its product family with sequence similarity 135 member B (gene Fam135b). The transcript has 20 exons. The record is from RefSeq and is a predicted model, not a curated record. The coding region runs from base 466 to 4680 and encodes 1404 amino acids. NCBI's taxonomy places the organism in Eukaryota, Metazoa, Chordata, Mammalia, Rodentia, Bathyergidae.